Halteromyces radiatus is the source of this 1847-nucleotide messenger RNA. RefSeq lists its product as uncharacterized. The transcript is spliced from 2 exons. The record is from RefSeq and is a predicted model, not a curated record. Gene Ontology annotation, molecular function: Hsp90 protein binding. NCBI's taxonomy places the organism in Eukaryota, Fungi, Mucoromycota, Mucoromycetes, Mucorales, Cunninghamellaceae. Bases 17 to 1810 code for a protein of 597 amino acids.
GAUUGAUUGUCAAAUUAUGAACAAACGAUCUGUCAAAGAUGAUGUUACAUUAUCUAGAGCUCCAAAACAAAAUAAAACUUCUUCUUAUAGUACAAAUGAAGUGAAGGCAUCCUGGCAGCAUUAUUUUGAAGAUGGACGACAAGCAUUCGCGACCUCACAAUACAAAGAAGCAGUGGAUUACUUUACACGAGCAAUCAAUUUGCAACCCUCUCAUAUUACCUUACUGGAUAGUCGCUCAGCCGCACUGGAGAAGUUGAAGGAUUGGGAAGCAGCUAUUAAAGAUGCCAAGGCUGUCGUCAAGCUUUCGCCGUGUGUAUCCAAAGGUUACCUCCGUCUUGGUAAACUUCUAUGUUUACAGCAACGAUUUUCUUUAGCACUACAAGCCUAUCGACGUGGUUGUGAAAAGGUGACUACAACAGAUACAAGAUAUCCAUUAUUAGUCUCUCUGAAAUCCGACAUGGAAAACAAAAUCAAGUUGAAUUCUCAAAAGAUGCAUGGCCAACGAGACCCUAUCAAGAUCCUACCGUACGAUGUAUUGGACCUUAUAUUUACUCAACUUCCUUUCCACCGACGUGUGGCCUGUAUGCAAGUCAGCAAGCAUUGGCAACGAUUUUUACUAGGUUGGUCUGGUAUGUGGCGCGACAUGGAUUUUAUCACGGGAGCCACCAAACAUAAUGCUGUGUCUCGUCAUACAUUGAAACGUUAUUUCUCAUACAAUUGCGGUCGUCACCUUCGUCGAUUCUCACUCUCUGCAAAUAACACCAAGACGGAUUAUGCUCUACAACUAUUAGUAAAUCAAGGUUGUCAAUAUGUAGAAUACCUUGGACUGGCUGAUACAAAAUUUGACUUGAUGGUGUUCAAUCGCGCUUUACGAUUGAUAGGAAAUCAUUUGACUCAUCUUUACUUGGAUGGAUGUGGUCACGCUCUUAAUCAUAUUUAUUUACAACUAUCAACGCUAUGUCCAAAUCUUACCCAUUUUUAUUAUGAAUCAACUCCAGAACCCACACGCUUUGAAUCACAGGAUCGUGCCCUCUUCCGCGAUAUACCCAACAACAAACAUUUGAAACGACUUUAUCUAGUAACAGAUAUGACUUUGGAAGAUGUGGAUCUUGUCCUUUUGUCAUGUCCCAAUCUCACCCAUUUGAUUCUACCUCGUACUCUGGAUAUUUUGGAACAUCGCCUUCGUAUUCAAUCAUUACCCCAUCUACAGCUUUAUCACGUCGGUACUCUGUUAUCGCCCAAACUAUAUACUUGGCAACCAUACGCAUUGGACGACAAUGAAUCCUCACGAAAAGGUUUAUCCGAAUUCACCGUGAUGCAUUCGAUCUUAAAGGAUGAGGAGUUUUUACCGAUUAUAGAAGCACACCGUACUACCCUUGGCGUGAUCAAUCUCAGUUACUCAAGACUAAAUAGUAAUGCAUGGUGCUCACUUUUGACUAGUGUCCCUGGCUGUCCUCUCCGCGAACUCUAUCUGGAUGAUUGUAUUGAUCUAAGUGAACAAGAUCUCUGUGAUCUUAUUCAUCAUUUACCUCAACUUCAAGUGGCGUCUGUCGCUUUUUCUUUUGUUCUCACCAAUACGGUUCUAGAUGCUUUCUCACAACUUGUACACUUGGAACGACUGAAUGUCUCUGGAAGCCGUCAAAUCACUGGAUCUGGGUUGCGUCAUCUCGUGGAUCAACGUCAAACAACACUCAAGAAACUACAACUCAACGACUGUACAAGCAUUCUGCCUGAUGCCAUUGAUUAUGCUCGAGCAAUUUUAGGACAAAGAGCAGUGGAAUGUUCUUUUGGCAAUCGACGACGACGAUGAUGAUUUGUUUAGAUUUAGUUUAGUGUAUAUAUCUUUC